This is a messenger RNA of Triticum aestivum (bread wheat), 1105 nucleotides long. RefSeq lists its product as uncharacterized. The record is from RefSeq and is a predicted model, not a curated record. Lineage: Eukaryota; Viridiplantae; Streptophyta; Magnoliopsida; Poales; Poaceae. Bases 424 to 993 code for a protein of 189 amino acids. The transcript is spliced from 3 exons.
GAAAAGUUCUAUACUGCAGAAGCAAUGAUAAAGUCAAUUAAUACAUCAGAUGAGUGGUACUACAUAGGAUGCCGUAAAUGCAACAAAAAAGUACAGAAACAAGGGAACCACUUCUACUGUCCGAAAUGUGAAAAAGAACCUGAGAAGAUAUGUGAUCUGAGUGCAACAACAACUUGCACCAUGUUUGAGGCAGAAGCAAAAAAAUUGAUUAAGCAAUCUGCAAGUGUCUUGAUAGAGAGGGAUGAUUGUGAUAUCCAUGAGUAGACAAAACAAAUCCAGAAAAUAUGUGGGCAGAGAUUGAUUUUUCAAUUCAGAUUGGAUGACUAUAAUUUGAAGUACGGUUAUCAAGAAUACACUGUUCAUAGAAUCUUUUUCAUAGAUUCUGAAAAAGAUACAUCUGUAAAUCAUUCAAAUGUUGAGCAGAUGGAGGAUGAUAAACCCAUUCUAACAGACACUAAAAAGACUAGGAGGACUAGGAACACACGUCAUGUUGUACAUUCUGAUGAAGAAUCAGAAAAUCUGGAUAGUCAAGAGAAAGAUGAAUUCAUAUCUGUUGUUGAUAAGGAAUCUAAGAAAAAGGGAAUUAAAAAAGAUAGCCAUGAGCAAGCGGACAAGUUAUCAGUUAUGAAAACUAUAAAGCAAGAACCAGAGGAUGGUGAACCCACUAUUAACCGGACUAAAAGGGGUAGGAGAAGUAGCACAACUCAUGUUGUACACCUUGAUGAAGAACCAAAAACUGAAGGUAGUCAGGAAAUAAUGAAAUCAAAAUCUAUGGAAGCAGGCCCCAAGAGGAAACGCGCCGUAACUCGCAAAUGUGCUGGUAUUGAUAGCAAACAAGUAAAGAAUCACCAUGAAGAAGAAUCAGAACAGGCAGGUACUGAGGAGCACAAUGAUUCAAGGCCUAGGACAAGGCGUAGUUGUGUCAAUAAAGAAUUGAUGAACAAAGACAUUCAGAAGUGUGGUGUAUCAAGAACUCGAAAGUCAAAUCGUUGAUUAGUGGAAAUCCAAUUAUUUAGCAUGUAAUAGAACAUAUAGGAGCAUCAGAUUUGUACUUCAUAUGAACAUCAUUGUUUAAGAUUGAUUUUAGUAAAUGUAAAUGCGUACC